AUGGAACUGCCAAAUUUAGAAAUUUUACUAAAAACGCCGGUCAGUACUCUAAACUUUAAACCAAUAAAAAUAGACUCGACAAAAUUAUAUAGAUUAAAUAAUGUGCAAAGUGCUUUAGGAGAUCAAGAAAACAAAAUAGACAAUCUAGACACAGUUCCUGUUCAUUUUCAAACAUGUCAGUUUUUAGACCAUAAUUUUAUGUCUAAGCAAUCAUUUUCCUUGUCUACACAUUUGGCAAAUACACAGAAUAAAAAGACAAAUCAAGAAGAAGUAAAAGAAUCCACAGAACGAGAAAAUAAAAGUGUCCACUUUGAUACUUCUAGUGCAUCCUUAGUAAACGAAAUAAUGACUGCCAUUAAAGUAUAUGCUUACGGUGUCGAAGACUUUACAGCAGAUCCUGAAAAUAAAGAUAGAUCCCUAAACACCCAACUUUCUUGUGAAGGAGUAGGAGCUGCCCGUUGGGAUACUGGUGACCGAUUUUUCAGAUACUUAAAGAACGUUAGUGUUGAAGGAGAUCAGGGGAAACCAAAUUUGGAAUUUACUCAAGAUGGCGUAUUACGUUCUGCUGAGUUAAAAAUUAUGAACCUGAGACCAGGUGUAAGUAAGCAGCUGGUUUGGGAAGAAAUCGGAGUAUGGAAAUCUUGGCAAAAACAGGGACUCGAUAUAAAGGACAUCGUCUGGCCUGGGAACAGCCACACUCCUCCCCAGGGAGUACCCGAAAAGUUCCACUUGAAAAUAACUUUUUUGGAGGAACCGCCGUACAUUAACUUAGCCCCACCGGAUCCAGUUACCGGAAAAUGUUCAAUGGACAGAGGCGUGCUUUGUAGGGUUGCCACCGAUGCUGACAUUACUGAGUAA
This is a messenger RNA of Diabrotica balteata, 858 nucleotides long. NCBI's taxonomy places the organism in Eukaryota, Metazoa, Arthropoda, Insecta, Coleoptera, Chrysomelidae. The record is from the annotation of a GenBank genome assembly.